GCGGUUUCCGGCUUGGCUGCCGGGCUGAGGCACAGGUUGCCCGGCUGCGCUCCGAACCCUCCUGGGACCAGCCGGGUGGAGAGGGGUGGCAGGGCAUCCUCUGGUCAGGGACAUUGGUUUCCAGGAGAAGCAGGUGGAUGUGUACAGUGAAUAAGGUGUCUGAAGAAAGCAAGAAUCAUGGAAGGUCAUAAAUACAACUAUCCAAGAGAAUUUUAUGAUCAAUAUGCUCAAAGCCAAGAAAAAUCUGUGGUCAAUAAAAUGCAACAGAAAUACUGGAAAACAAAACAAACCCUUAUAAAAGUUACAGGAAAAAAGGAAGAUGAACAUGUUGUGGCUUCAGAUGCAGAUCUGGAUGCAAAACUAGAGCUGUUCCAUUCUAUUCAGAGAACAUGUAUGGAGUUGCUGAAAGCAAUUGAACUGUAUCAAAAAAGGAUUUGUUUUCUGUCUCAGGAAGAAAAUGAAUUGGGGAAAUUUCUUCGAUCACAGGGUUCUCAGGAUAAAACAAGAGCAGGAAAAAUGAUGCAAGCUACAGGAAAGGCCCUCUGCUUUUCUUCUCAGCAAAGAUUAGCACUCCGUGCUCCUCUCAGUAGAUUGUAUCAAGAAGUGGAGACUUUCAGAUACAGGGCCAUCUCAGACACCUGGCUGACAGUGAACAGAAUGGAGCAGUAUCGGACUGAAUACAGAGGAGCUCUACUCUGGAUGAAAGAUGUGUCUCAGGAGCUGGAUCCAGAUCUUUAUAAGCAGAUGGAAAAGUUCAGGAAGGUUCAAGCACAAGUGCGACAUGCAAAACUCAACUUUGACAAACUGAAGACUGAUGUCUGUCAAAAAGUGGAUCUUCUGGGAGCCAGCAGAUGCAACCUCCUUUCUCAUGUGUUAACAACAUAUCAGACAACACUGCUUCAUUUCUGGGAAAAAACUUCACACACAAUGGCAGCCAUCCAUGAAAGUUUCAAAGGUUAUCAGCCAUAUGAAUUCACUAUGUUAAAGAGCUUGCAAGAUCCUGUGAAUAAACUAACAGAAAAAGCAGAAAAGGAGAACCAGGAGACUGAGAGCACCAAUUCAGUGGAAGAUCAGCAGAGUCAGUUGAUUUCAUUAGAUGACGAGAGCCAUACCAAGGAAUCGAACUAUUCAGCUGAUGGUGGCAAGGAUGUCAUCUCCACGUUACAAGGACAUUGUAACCACGAACAGAACUCAGGUGCUAUAGAUGAGUUAUUAGACCUGCAACCUGAAGAAAAUGCUUCAAAGGAAAAGUUUGUGAGAUCCUUGGAGCCAGAACUUGGUGAUAAAGAUGACAUGGUAUUGCUAAAUGAGAUCCUCAACGCCUCCUCCCUGGAUGAGGGGGAAUUCAGCAAAGAGUGGACAGCUGUUUUUGGACAGGCUGCUGAUCUCACCAUGAACCCUUCAGCUAGAGAUGGGGAAAACACUUCAUUGUCUGCAAUACCAGCACCAUCAGGCUACUUACCCUCACAGCUGCUAGACCAAAACAUGAAUGACUUGCAGUCAUCCUUGCACGGAUGGGCAGCCAGCAGUGUGAGCCCACCAUCAAUACCACAGCCAGCACAGAAACCACACAGCCAGAAUGUGAGUGAUGGGAAGACGCCUGUGAAAGAAUCUACAAAGAAUCCUAAAGACUUGACUGCUUGGUUCAGUCUCUUUGCUGACCUUGACCCAUUAUCCAAUCCUGAUGCUGUUGGGAAAACUGAUAAAGAACAUGAAUUGCUUAAUGCAUGAGUCAGCUGCCUCUGGUUCUGGACAUACACUGUCCAGGAAGUCCAGGAACUUCGGCUAUUUCCUCCCAGCUGAGUUGCCUCAAAUCUGUGUUUUCAUUUGUGCUGUAUUUUGCACAGCAAGGCAGGCUGUUUUACAACAGUAAUUGAUGGAAACUUCUCCUAGUUAUCUCCAAACUGCUUGGCUUGUACCUCAAGUAAUGUCUGAAGGUCCCAUUCCACUACCCUGGAGGAAGGCCAGGGUAACAGGAGGUGGUUUUGCUAAGCCUCGAUGGCGUUUGCUUACAACUGAAUAAAUUAGACAUGUUGGCUGA
Messenger RNA from Vidua chalybeata, 2041 nucleotides. It is a transcript of the gene ICA1, whose product is annotated as islet cell autoantigen 1. Gene Ontology annotation, biological process: regulation of transport. NCBI's taxonomy places the organism in Eukaryota, Metazoa, Chordata, Aves, Passeriformes, Viduidae. The coding region runs from base 178 to 1731 and encodes 517 amino acids. Gene Ontology annotation, molecular function: protein domain specific binding. The transcript has 17 exons. Gene Ontology annotation, cellular component: Golgi apparatus. The record is from RefSeq and is a predicted model, not a curated record.